AUGUUGCAAUUCUUCAAAAGAAAUGUUAUAUUUGAAGGAGUUGACUGUUAUGCAAACCGGACAUCUGUAGAAUUCCAGGAAGCAGCAAUGAGGCUGCAAACCGCAAUGCCUGGACCACUGCAAGUAAGUUUCGGGAAUUAUACCAUAUUUUUCGGUGCUGGUAUAAUUCUUGCUGCAUGCAUCAAGAAUAUCUGGUUUCAGGUUGCUGAUAGUAGAUAUAGAAAUAAUGGUCAGCAAACAAAAUCUUUAUCAUUUUUAGAAUCAUUCGUUGCGACUCUCGUUUCUAAUAGUCGUUACAUUGGUUAUAAGCCCAUUAACAGCAAAAUUUGCACUCUAUUGGGUCUCCCUACUUCCGUUGGCUCUUUAUUAUUUAUAUUAGCAUCCACUGCGUACCUUGCUUGUUAUUGCUUUGUUCCAUCAUAUUGGCUUAGAGGAUGUAGUGGAUUUGGAAGGCCUCCCAUUUGCGUUCGUGCAGGUGUAAUGGCAGCUGCAAUGACACCAUUCAUUUACAUAUUAUCUGGGAAAUCAAAUGUAAUCACCCUUUUGACAGGGAUUUCGUACGAGAAGCUAAAUGGGUUUCAUAGAUGGAGUGGAGUUAUGACCCUUGCUCUUGUUCUUGUACAUUGUAUCCCAUUUGUAUACCAAGCUUUACUUGAAGGCGGUUCUACAUUCUUAGCAGAAACAUUUUCUUCGGAAGCUUUCUGGAGUGGGUACCCCCCAUUUAUUUUACUUGUUCUUUUAUGUCUUGGUGGUAAUUCAUGGUUCCGUGCAAGAGUUUACGAAGGAUUCUUACAUCUUCAUUGGAUGUGUGGAAUUGCAUAUUUUGCAACCUUAGUGUGGCACAUCCAUAAAGUUUUGAAUAUGCAGCGUUAUAUGUGGGGUGCUUUAGCAUUCUGGUCAACACAAUUGAUUUAUAGAGCUCUUGUUAAGACAACCUUCAAGCCAAAUGCACUCUUCUUAAAGCCAAGACCAGCAAUCGUAACAAUGUUACCUAAAGAUAGUUAUGAAGUCGUCGUGACUAAUGUUGCUGAUAUGGAAUGGAAAGCCGGGCAACAUUGUUUCCUUAGAUUCACUGGUUCUAGAAUAUUGGAUAACCAUCCAUUUUCAAUCAGUAGUAUCCCAUGUACCACUUCAACUGACUCAAACAAAUUGAGAUUCAUAAUUGUUCCUCGGAAGGGGUUUACAGGGAAAUUGCAUAAAGAAUUAGAAAGCACCAUCAUCCUGAAGAAGAAAGUGUAUUUGGAUGGCCCAUACGGUGGGACUGUGCGAGAUCCAUUAGCAUUCAACAACCUUUCUCUCAUUAGUAGUGGAAGUGGAGUGACUGUUUGUAUCCCAUUUCUUACUUAUGUUACUCAACAUAUCGCUCAAUCAAUUGCAAAUGGUACUGAAUUCAUUCCAAAAGAUAUUCACUUUGUGUGGAUAAUCCGUCAUGAGGAGCAUAUUGAUUGGAUUCGCGAUGAGCUUGAGCAAGCUGUAACUAUUGCAGGCGAUUAUGUAACUAUAGAUAUUUAUAUCACCUCUCGCAGAAAGUUUCCUAGUGGGAAUAUAAUAAGUGCUACUUCAUCAAGUGGUAAUACGCUGAACUUUGGAGAAAAGAAAAAAUUUUCAGACGGCAUUUAUAUUCACUACGAAAAGCCCAAAGUCACAGAUAUUGUGUUGAGCUCAGCACGUUACUUAAGAAGAAGAGCUAUGUUUGUAUCAUCUGGAAGUGAAUCCAUACGUGGUUCUGUGGCUAGUGGAGUUUCUUCACUCCAAAGCCUUGUGUUAAAUAAUGACACGGAAAGAAGCUCUCCUAUUGAAGAAAUUUUCCUCCAUUCUGAAGGAUUCGGGUGGUAA
Molecule: messenger RNA, 1836 nt
Organism: [Candida] anglica
Lineage: Eukaryota; Fungi; Ascomycota; Pichiomycetes; Serinales; Debaryomycetaceae
Source: the annotation of a GenBank genome assembly